Molecule: messenger RNA, 945 nt
Organism: Ambispora leptoticha
Lineage: Eukaryota; Fungi; Glomeromycota; Glomeromycetes; Archaeosporales; Ambisporaceae
Source: the annotation of a GenBank genome assembly
AUGUGGAAGCUCCAUUAUUACAUUGAAUGUGAAAAUGUUGUGCCGGAUAAGUCACUCUUGUUAUGUGUAUAUCCCGCAUGGUUAAAGGAGAAGAAUUUAAGCAACCCUUGGCUUCAGACUCUGGUGUUAGAAAACGGCGCAACUGCCUUGAAAUUUGCAGAAACAUAUGGUAUAGUUUAUUCUGAUUAUAUUUCUGACGAAACAACCACAAUUGACGAUGCAGCACGUAAAAAUUUAUCGCAAAGAAAGCUUACUGAGACCAAAACUGGAAAGUCUUGGCAACUAAUAGACAACAAUGGAGCACCAACUCUAAAAGAGGCCGAUCUUAAUAUUUCCAAUGAUCAAAUUAUGAUAAAGAACGCAACCAAAAAACAAAUUAUCACUGGCUUGACAAUUGUUACGUAUUUGCCUUUAUACCGUAAGUCAAUCAGGCCUGACGACAAAGAUACACAUCUAUUAUCGGAAAAAUUCCAAAUAGCUACCUCUAAAUAUGAAACCGCUGAUGAGGGAGAUCCAUUCGUACUUCGACCACGUGUAAAAGUUUACUUCGGCACAAUGUGGGAAUUACAUGAUCAAGAUGGCGAACCGAGAUUAGAACUUUUCCCCGACGGAGGUGUAAAACAAAAUAGUCUCAUUAUUAAAAAUUCUUCAAGAGGUAAAGUGGCACUCGGUUUAUUUAUUGAUGAUAUUAUUGCUGUGAUAAGAAGAAACGUAUGGGUCGAUACGCGUGCAUCCUUUUCCCUAUUGGAAACUUCGUCAUUUUAUGUUGGCAUUUCCGAUCCACAAUUGGAAAGUGAACCAAUUGAUGGAAAUAUGCUAAAAAACAAAAUUUCUGUUAAAUUUGAUAACGGUCUUAACUAUGUCACAGUUACAUUAUCUCCUUCACCUUUUGAGGAGAAUCCCCCUCAACUUGAAGCUAAAUGUAGUUUCAAAAACAAGUUGUAA